Trypanosoma grayi is the source of this 441-nucleotide messenger RNA. Its product is annotated as prefoldin subunit 2. Gene Ontology annotation, biological process: protein folding. The record is from RefSeq and is a predicted model, not a curated record. Gene Ontology annotation, molecular function: protein folding chaperone. Bases 1 to 441 code for a protein of 146 amino acids. Gene Ontology annotation, cellular component: cytoplasm; prefoldin complex. Lineage: Eukaryota; Euglenozoa; Kinetoplastea; Trypanosomatida; Trypanosomatidae. The transcript has a single exon.
AUGGCAGCGAAUAACGCCAACAACAAUACUCUCUCGGAGGAGGCCAUUGUGCAGCGGUACCAGCAACUCCGCCAGGAGUGUCUCUCUCUGGUCUCCCGCAAUUCUGAGCUAGAGAACGAGCUGCACGAGCACAAGCUGGUGGCCGAGGCCCUACGACCGCUGAACGGCGACCGCCGUUGCCACCGCCUCGUUGGCGGGGCCCUCAUUGAACGCAGCGUCGCCGAUGUGCUGCCGGAGCUGGAGGAGAACAUUAAGGGCAUCCAGGAGGCACUGGAGCAGCUCAACAAGAUUCUCGCAGAAAAGCAGAAGGCGAUGGAGGAGUACGCAAGGAAGCACGGCGUGACAGUGGCCCAGCAGCACGGGCAGCAGCCCGCUGGCGAGGCAAAUGCCGAGGCGACGAAGCGGCCGGAAUCCACCGACCAAAGGGGCGUGCUGGUAUAG